This is a messenger RNA of Acaulospora morrowiae, 3915 nucleotides long. NCBI's taxonomy places the organism in Eukaryota, Fungi, Glomeromycota, Glomeromycetes, Diversisporales, Acaulosporaceae. The record is from the annotation of a GenBank genome assembly.
AUGAAUGAACAACAAGUAACUUCUAUGCAAUCCGAAUCUUCAAAUACGUCUACCACCAUCAGGGUGGAUGAAAAUGAAGGUGGUCUCUUGGACCCCACUCAUGAAGAAAUCGUAAAAGCCCAAACGCACAUCGAAGAAACCAAAAUUUCCUAUUUUCAAUUAUACUCUUUUGCCACCAAAAAAGAUUGGGUGAUUAUGAUCGUGGGCUUGGCAUUUUCGGGUGCCGCAGGUGCAACCAUGCCUCUGAUGACUGUUAUUUUUGGAAAGAUGAUCGAUUACUUUACCUAUUACCAAAUAGGGAUAAUCACCGCGGAUUAUUUCUCUGACAGAGUUAAUUAUUAUUCCCUCGUAUUCAUCUAUCUCGCCAUCGUCACUUUCUUCUCCACUUACUUUUACAUGGCUGCCUGGGUAUACACUGGUGAAAGGAUCACGCGACAAAUUCGCGAGCGUUACCUUCGCGCAAUCCUUCGUCAGAACAUCGCGUACUUCGAUAAACUCGGUGCCGGCGAAGUGACCACUCGCAUCACUUCCGAUACUCACUUGAUUCAGGAUGGUAUUAGUGAAAAGUUUUCUCUCGCUUUUCAAUAUGCUGCCCAAUUUAUUUCCGCCUUCAUAAUUGCGUUUACCACAAGUUGGAAGAUGACACUGGUAAUUUCUUGUGUCAUCCCAUUGAUCGCCAUCACCAGCGGAAUAAUGAACACACUCACUGCCGUCUUUAUGAAACGUAGUCUAGAUUUAUACUCUCUUGCCGGUACAAUUGCCGAAGAAGCUAUUAGCUCCGUUAGAACAGCGGUAGCAUUCGGCUCUCAAAAGAAAUUGUCCGGUCUCUAUGAAUCUCACCUGAAAAGCGCAAAGGUUGAAGGAAGAAAGAGGGCUAUUCUGAGUGGUACCACCUUGGGUGCUAUCUUUUUCAUCAUUUAUUGCACCUACUCUUUGGCAUUCUGGUUUGGCUCCAGACUGAUCAUCGAUAAAGAAUUGACGCCUGGUAAAGUUGUCAACGUGUUUUUCGCGGUAUUGAUCGGUGCGUUUUCGCUUGGAAACAUUGCUCCUGACUUGCAAGCCUUCGGCUUCGCCAGUGGGGCUGGAUCAAAGAUUUUCGAAACCAUCAAUCGCGUGCCGACAAUCGAUAUCGCCUCGGAAGAUGGUGAAAAACCGGAGGUUUUCAACGGUCACAUUCAACUUAAGGAUGUCUCCUUUAUCUACCCCGCUCGACCUGACCAGAAAACCUUGAACCAUGUUACCUUGGACAUUGAGCCCGGUACUACUGUUGCUCUCGUUGGUUCCUCUGGUUCAGGAAAGAGCACCAUCAUAUCACUAGUUCUUCGAUUUUAUGACACUGUCUCUGGCGAAGUUCUAAUUGAUGGUCGUGACAUUAAAUCCCUCAACCUUCGGUGGCUUCGAAGACAAUUUAGUCUUGUGAGUCAAGAACCGGUACUGUUCAACACCACAAUCGCAGAAAAUGUUGCCCACGGAUUGAUUGGCUCCAAAUACGAAAAUUUGCCUGAAGAGAAGAAACGUGAAAUGAUUGAGCAAGCGUGUAUUAUGGCCAACGCUCAUGGAUUCAUCAAGAAGCUUCCCGACCAAUAUGAGACGAUUGUCGGCGAACGUGGUUUUCUGCUAUCGGGUGGACAGAAGCAACGCAUUGCCAUUGCCCGUGCUGUCAUCAAAGAUCCAAAGGUCUUGCUGCUCGACGAAGCUACCAGUGCUCUUGACACGCGGAGCGAAGGCAUCGUGCAAGACGCCUUGGAUAAAGCGUCAAAGAACAGGACAACCAUAGUUAUAGCCCAUCGAUUGUCCACCAUUCGUAAUGCAACCAAAAUUGUCGUGAUGAAUCAAGGUGUCAUCGUUGAAAUCGGUACUCACGAUGAACUGAUGGCAAAGAAUGGUGCUUAUUCGAAACUUGUUGAGGCUCAACGAAUUCAACUUUUCAAGGAAGCCGAAAAAAAUCCCGAGGUACUGAAUUCCUCGAUGAUUCCACAGGAAGACGAGGAUGUGUUGUUGCCCUCUAGAAGUAAGGAGGAGGUCAUAAUACCCGAGGAAGAUUAUUUAAUCGACCGUGUCAUCACCAACAAAUCGGUUUCAUCGGCAAUUUUGUCUAGGCGACAGGCUGACAUCGAGGCAGGAACGAAAUACGAUUAUGAAUACACCACUUGGGAAUUAAUCAAGAAGGUCGCGAAAAUAAAUCGACCCGAGUUUCCGAUAAUGCUUGCUGGUUUAUUCGCCGCAAUUGUUUGUGGCUGCGUAUAUCCGGUGUUUGCCAUCAUCUUUGCGCACAUCAUUGAAUCUUUUUCUAAACCACCAGAUCAGUUGAGGCACGACGCUUCCUUCUGGGCUCUUAUGUUCAUCGUAAUUGCCGUGGUCACUUUGAUUUGCAAUUUCAUACAAGGCGCCGCCUUCGGGUUCUCCGGUGAAAAUCUAAUCCAACGAGUUCGGUCCAUGUCCUUUGCUUCUAUCUUGCGACAGGACAUUUCAUUCUUCGAUGAAGAGAAAAACAACGUUGGCACCUUGACCAGCUCUUUGUCGUUGGAUGCCACUCACGUGAAUGGUUUGGCCGGGACCACGUUGGGUACCCUUUUGCAAGUAUCCACCACGGUCAUUGCCGGUCUGAUCAUCGGUCUUAGCGUUGGAUGGAAACUCACAUUGGUUUGCAUGUGUUGUAUUCCGGUGUUGAUUGGCUCCGGUGCCCUUCGCAUGAAGAUGUUAAACGGGUUUCAGCAAAAGACCAAGAAAUCCUACGAGGAAUCCGCUCAAGUUGCCUGUGAGGGUGCUGCCAAUAUCAGAACCGUGGCUUCUCUUACUCGUGAGGAAGAUUUAUGGAAUAUCUAUCACCACAAACUCGAUGAGCCAAUGAAACAAGGAUUCAACAACGCCUUCCUUGCUUCAAUUGUUUUUGCUUUUGCACAAUGUGCCAUGUUUUUGACAAAUGCUCUGGCAUUUUGGUAUGGUAGCAAGCUAUUCAUGAGUGGCGAAUACGAUCUCCUAAAAAUGUUCGUUGUCUUCAUGGCAGUAAUCUUUGGUUCCAUAUCGGCCGGUCGUGUGUUCGCUUUUGCACCUGACAUGGUAAAAGCCAAGUCUGCUGCUGCAUCCAUCAUCUCCUUGAUCGAACGUACGCCAACAAUCGACACAUGGUCACAAUCCGGACAACGCCUUGAUGAAAUAGAAGGACUCAUUGAAUUUGAUGACGUCCACUUCCGUUAUCCCACUCGACCUCACGUUCCGGUUCUUCGGGGUCUGAAUAUUGAGAUUAAACCCGGUCAAUUUGCCGCGCUGGUUGGCCCAUCGGGAUGUGGCAAGAGUACCACCAUCGGCCUUAUCGAAAGAUUCUAUCAACUUACCGGUGGGAAGGUGACCAUUGAUGGCAUAGAUAUUUCAACCAUCAACAUUAACAACCUCCGUGAACACAUCGCCCUGGUCAGUCAAGAACCCUCACUGUACAAUAUGACCAUCCGCGAGAAUAUUUUGUUUGGUUGUCGACCAGAGCAAAAUCCUACGCAGGAAGAUAUAGAACGUGUAUGCCGUGAAUCUAAUAUUCACGAUUUCAUCACGGGAUUGGCGGAAGGAUAUGACACUCCGGUUGGUGGUAAAGGAACUCAACUUUCGGGUGGUCAAAAGCAGAGAAUCGCCAUUGCCCGUGCGUUGAUAAGAAACCCCAAGAUUUUAUUACUGGACGAGGCAACAUCCGCUUUGGAUUCGGAGUCUGAAAAGGUUGUCCAGGAAGCACUUGACAAAGCCGCAAUGGGUCGAACGACACUCGCCAUUGCACAUCGAUUAUCAACGAUUCAGAAUGCUGAUGUGAUUUUUGUUAUAAAGGACGGCAAAGUAGCAGAGAAAGGGACACAUCAAGAGUUGAUAGCACAAAAAGGAAUAUAUUGUACCAUGGUACAAGAACAACACUUGGGUGGUGAUUCAAGCUAA